ACGAGUAGAUUAGGCUCUCCGCCUGCCGCGCCGCGAGCUCCCAGAGAAUCACCGGCGCAUUCCGCUGCGAUUCUUGCUGCAGCAGCGGCCGCGGCGGCGGCGGCCACCUCGUGAAGGCUUGAAGCCCACCGGGGAAGGGGAGGGAGGGAGCCCACCGGGGAAGGGGAGGGAGGGAGAGAGGGAGAGAGAGAGAGAGAGAGAGAGGGAGAGAGAGAGAGAGGCUGCGGGCUUCUCGCGGCGGGAUGGCGCUGCAAAGCUGCUGCUCCUCCUCCGCCUCCGUGCCCGCGACCUGUUCGGCGCUUUGCCUCGCGGAAGCGACGCGCGCCGCGAGCCUCUUCGUGCGCCCGCGCGCCGCCGCGAGGAGGCUCGUGCUCGCCCGAUGCGCGCGGGGGCGGGAGGGCGGCGAGUCCAAGGCGGUGCAGCUGGUGCUCGGCGGCCGCGCGCGCGACGACGGGUCCGAGUCCGAGUCCAGCGACGACGAGGACGACGACGAGCCGAUGCAGAUGACGGACGAGCAGAGGAGGACGCUGCGGAGGAAGAUACGGGAGAUGAUGGACCGGGUGCCCGAGACGGCGGAGAUCACGGACCCGGCGGAGAGGAAGGCCAAGAUGCUGGAGCUGCUGACCAAGUACCAGCUCGUGGUGGAGGAGGAGGACCCGAACUGGCCGGAGGACGAUGAGGACGGCCAUGGGUUCAGCCUCGGCCAGUUCUUCGACAAGAUCACCAUCAAGGCCGAGAAGAAGAAUGAUGAUGAUGAGGAGGACGAUGCUAAGGGGAAUCAGAGUGACAAGGAGAUAGUUUGGGAGGACGACAACUACAUCAAGCCAAUCAGGGAUGUCAAGACCAUGGACUGGGAUGACACCGUCUUCACGGACUUCGGUCCUUUGAUUGUGCUUGUUCAUAACCGAUACAAAAGACCGCAGGACAAUGAAAAUGCAAGGGAUCAACUAGUUAAGGCAAUUGAGAUGUUUUGGGAAUACAAUCUGCCUUCACCCAGGUGCGUGGCUGUAGAUGCCUGUGCAGAACCUGACCUUGUGAAGGCCCUGAAUGUUUCUGGUUUCCCAGAGGUCCUCUUCACUAAUGCAGGGAAGAUAGUUCACCGUGACAAAGUCGUCCGAUCGGCUGAGGAAUGGACAAGAAUGAUGGCAUUCUUCUACUAUAAAGCAGCAAGGCCGCCUUGCUUGAGCGAGGCAGAUGGUCAGGGUCAAGAAAAGGUCCCCCUGAUGUCAUAAGAACAGUGUGUAGGCGUAGCUUGUAGUUGUAUUUUACAUCAGUGUGCAUUGUUAGAAACUUAGAGUUUAAAUCAGUUCACAUUUCUUAGCUUUUUAAAUGUCGUAACACAGGCAUCUAUUAGCAUCUACUAGUGAAUUGCCAUCUUUAUCUGUUAAUGGCAUAGAAUAGAUAUAUCCAAACUGCAACAAGAUUAUGUUCAUGUGCUGUAGGAUUAUGGUUUAUGAGAUCUAUGUUCCAAUGUGCAACAACAUGUCGACCUAGAUGUUUUGUGACUUUGGUCGUGUAUAUCCACUCGUGGAUAUGGAGGCCGGAUUCUUAUCCAUUAUCCAAAAAAAAGGUGUUUUGUGCUUA
Oryza sativa Japonica Group (Japanese rice) is the source of this 1584-nucleotide messenger RNA. Lineage: Eukaryota; Viridiplantae; Streptophyta; Magnoliopsida; Poales; Poaceae. The record is from RefSeq and is a predicted model, not a curated record.